This is a messenger RNA of Linnemannia hyalina, 1935 nucleotides long. NCBI's taxonomy places the organism in Eukaryota, Fungi, Mortierellomycota, Mortierellomycetes, Mortierellales, Mortierellaceae. The record is from the annotation of a GenBank genome assembly.
AUGGACCUGUUUUCGUUUGACCACGACGACCACCCCAACCUCCGGGAGCGCACCUUCUCUGUCGACUCUGUUCAGGGUGCGGAGCCUCAACAGGAGGUCCUGGCACAAGUGCAGAAGCAGCAACAGAAGCAGCAGCACCCCCACGGCCUUGCCAAUGGCACUGACAAGAGGGCAAACCACAUCUUUGCUCCUCGCCCCAUCACUGCGACUGCGAAUGCGACAGUACCCCUCCUUGCCCCUACCUCGACCAAGGCAGCGGCAACAACAGGAUUGUCGCCUCCCUUGGCAGGAUUUUAUCAGGCCAAUAGCAACUCGUCCAACAAGCACCUGCCUGCCUUCUUCCACCAAAUCGAUCGCGAUCAGUCUGCAACUCCCGAAACGACCUUUCGCAAGAGUCAGGCAAACAAGGCCACCAUCCCUGCGCCUGCCUUGACCAAAGACACUGCUGCUCCCUCCGCCUCCACUAACAAUAGCGACAGCGAGUCAGAGAAGCCUCACAAUGUCGAGUACGAGGUCAAGAUUGACCAGGACUUUGACGCCCAUGCAUCCCAGAAUGCUGACAGUCGAGGCCAGUCCCCUCACAUGGGUCAGUCAGCCUCUGGUUCCGCCUCUGUGGGAAAGGGUGCCACUCCUCUCCAAUCUGUGGUCUCCCCUCGUCGCCCCAAGCACAAGAUGACGCCAGAUGAUUUCAAGUUUCUCAAAGUCAUUGGCCGAGGAUCGUAUGGCAAGGUCUACUUGGUCCGUCACAUCGCCACCAAUGCUCUGUAUGCGAUGAAGGUCCUCAAGAAGGCUUCGAUCAUUGUCCACGCCAAGGACACCGAGUGCACCAUGUCUGAGCGCAAGAUUCUUGAAGCCAUUCGCCACCCAUUCAUUGUCAAGCUGCACUACGCCUUCCAGACUGACCAUCGCCUGUACUUGAUCUUGGAGUAUGCAAGCGGAGGAGAGCUCUUUACUCACCUUGCCUCAGAGCGAAUGUUCUCUGAGGAAAAUACCGCAUUCUAUGCGGCUCAAUUGGUCCUCGCUCUGGAGCAUCUCCACUCCCUGGGUAUCAUCUACCGAGACCUCAAACCGGAGAACAUCAUGCUGAACGCUCACGGCGACGUUGUCUUGACGGACUUUGGUCUGUCCAAGGUCCCUCUGGAGAACUCGGAUGGACGCACGGGCACCGUCUGUGGAACCAUUGAGUAUAUGGCUCCUGAAGUGAUCUCCGAGCGUGUGCAGUAUGACCGUACUGUCGAUUGGUGGUCCCUGGGAAUCGUCAUCCAUGAUAUGUUGACCGGCUCGCCUCCAUUUGUCGCCAACAACCGCAAGAAAACCAUGGAUGCCAUCAUGAACAAGAAGUUGAACCUGCCCUACUACAUGUCGUCGGAUGCCAAGGAUCUUUUGACCAAGUUCCUCAAGCGGACUCCUUCGGCCCGCCUUGGUUUCGGACCCAAGGGAAUUGAGAACAUCAAGAAACAUCGCUUCUUCCGCAAGAUCAACUGGAAGCUGUUGGCGCUCCGUGAGCUCGAGCCACCCAUUGUCCCCUUCCUGUCGGACCCCGAGAGUGUCGAGAACUUCAAUACCGAGUUCACAGGAUUGCCUGUCCAGGAAUCGCCCAUCUUCUCCCUUGGAAUGGUUCAUAUCAACGGAGCAGGAGCUGCUCACUACAACGGUGACGGAAACGGCAGUGGCACUGCUACCCCUGGAUCAGGACACCAUACACCCGCUCGUUACCUGGCCUCUGCGAACGGCGGGUCUGCGUCGGUCGUCGGAAUUGCUACCGCCAUGAAUGGCUUGUCGGUCCAUGACAAGGAUGACCACCACCCUGCAGGAAUCCCAAUGGCCAAGACUCGAUCCAACUCGCCUGACCACCACCACUUCCAAGAUUUCAGCUAUGUCGCGACAUCGCACCUUCCGUCCCUGGGAUACCUGGACGCUGUAGGAGAGCAUUGA